CUUGCCGGCGCUGUCCGCGAGCCCUUAGCUCGCGAGCCCUUAGCCGCGAGCCCGGGAGCCCGCGUGACGCGGGGCGGACGCGGGCGGCCGGGCCUCCGGAGCACGCCAGGCUCGGGGCGGGGCGGGCGAGCGCCGGGGCUUCGCGGGGCCCCCGCGGGCAGCCCCGGGCUAGGAUGGCGACCCCGGACCAGAAGUCGCCGAACGUCCUGCUGCAGAACCUGUGCUGCCGGAUCCUGGGCAGGAGUGAAGCCGACGUGGCCCAGCAGUUCCAGUAUGCCGUGCGAGUUAUUGGCAGCAACUUUGCCCCAACUGUUGAAAGAGAUGAAUUUCUAGUAGCUGAAAAAAUCAAGAAAGAACUUACCCGACAGAGAAGAGAAGCAGAUGCUGCAUUAUUUUCAGAACUCCACAGGAAACUUCACUCACAGGGAGUUUUGAAAAAUAAAUGGUCAAUUCUCUACCUCUUGCUAAGCCUUAGUGAAGAUCCUCGCAAGCAGCCUAACAAGGUUUCUAGCUAUGCCACGUUGUUUGCUCAAGCGCUACCCCGAGACGCUCACUCCACGCCCUACUACUACGCCAGGCCUCAGACCCUGCCCCUGAACUACCAGGACCGCAGCGUCCCGCCGGCCCAGAGCUCUGGCAGCCUGGGCAGCAGCGGCGUCAGCAGCAUCGGCGUGUGCGCCCUCAGCGGCCCGACCCCGACGCCUCAGCCUCUCCUCCCGGGACAGUCUCACCCAGCUCCGGGCGUGGGAGAUUGUCUUCGACAGCAGCUGAGCUCACGUCUUGCAUGGACUUUAACUGCAAACCAGCCUUCUUUACAAACCACUACCUCGAAAGGUGUCCCCAGCGCUGUUUCUCGCAAUGUGACGAGGCCACGGAGAGAAGGGGAUGCAGGUGGUGCUGUGGAAGUUGCCGAGGCAGCCCUAGUCAGAGAUAUUCUGUACGUCUUCCAGGGCAUAGACGGCAGAAAUGUCAAGAUGAGCAACGCUGACAACUGUUACAAAGUGGAGGGAAAGGCAAACCUAAAUAAAUCUUUGAGGGAUACGACAGUCAGACUUGCUGAGUUGGGAUGGUUACAUAAUAAAAUCAGAAAAUACACUGACCAGAGGAGCCUAGACCGUUCAUUUGGACUUGUAGGCCAGAGCUUUUGUGCUGCGUUGCACCAGGAGCUCAGAGAAUACUACCGCUUACUCUCUGUUCUACAUUCCCAGCUACAGUUAGAAGAUGAUCAGGGUGUGAAUUUGGGCCUUGAGAGUAGCUUAACGCUCCGGCGUCUCCUGGUUUGGACGUACGACCCCAAGAUAAGACUGAAGACCCUGGCGGCACUGGUGGACCACUGCCAAGGAAGGAAGGGAGGUGAGCUGGCUUCAGCCGUCCACGCCUACACCAAGACGGGGGACCCCUCCAUGAGGUCCCUGGUGCAGCACAUCCUCAGCCUGGUGUCGCACCCCGUCCUGAGCUUCCUUUACCGGUGGAUCUACGACGGCGAGCUUGAGGACACGUACCACGAAUUUUUCGUAGCAUCAGAUCCAACAGUGAAGACAGACCGGCUGUGGCACGACAAGUACACCCUGAGGAAAUCAAUGAUCCCAUCCUUCAUGACAAUGGACCAGUCCAGGAAGGUCCUUUUGAUAGGAAAAUCAAUAAAUUUCCUGCACCAGGUUUGUCAUGACCAGACGCCCACUACAAAGAUGAUAGCUGUGACCAAGUCUGCAGAAUCACCCCAGGACGCUGCAGAUUUUUUCACAGAUUUGGAAAAUGCAUUUCAGGGGAAAAUUGAUGCGGCUUAUUUUGAGACCAGCAAGUACCUACUGGAUGUUCUGAAUAAGAAGUACAGCCUGCUGGACCACAUGCAGGCCAUGCGGCGGUACUUGCUGCUGGGUCAAGGAGACUUCAUCCGGCACUUAAUGGACUUGCUCAAACCAGAGCUUGUCCGUCCGGCUACGACUUUGUACCAACACAACCUGACUGGAAUUCUUGAAACAGCUGUCAGAGCCACCAACGCCCAGUUUGACAGCCCUGAGGCCCUCAGAAGACUGGAUGUGAGGCUGCUGGAGGUCUCUCCAGGUGACACCGGCUGGGACGUCUUCAGCCUGGACUACCACGUCGAUGGGCCCAUUGCAACCGUGUUCACUCGAGAGUGUAUGAGCCACUACCUGAGAGUGUUUAACUUCCUUUGGAGGGCCAAGCGGAUGGAGUACAUCCUCACUGACAUCCGGAAGGGGCACAUGUGCAACGCCAAGCUCCUGAGAAAUAUGCCAGAAUUCUCUGGGGUGCUGCACCACUGUCACAUUCUGGCUUCCGAGAUGGUCCAUUUCAUCCAUCAGAUGCAGUAUUACAUUACAUUUGAGGUGCUGGAGUGCUCUUGGGAUGAACUUUGGAACAAAGUGCAGCAGGCCCAGGACCUGGACCACAUCAUCGCCGCGCACGAGGCCUUCCUGGACACCGUCAUCUCCCGCUGUCUGCUGGACGCCGACUCCAGGGCACUUUUAAACCAGCUGAGGGCCGUGUUUGAUCAAAUCAUCGAGCUUCAGAACACUCAAGAUGCCAUCUACAGAGCCGCCCUGGAGGAGCUGCAGAGGCGCCUGCAGUUCGAGGAGAAGAAGCAGCAGCGUGGAGCCGAGGGCCAGUGGGGGGUGACGGCCGCAGAAGAAGAGCAGGAGAGCCAGAGGGUCCGCGAGUUCCAGGAGUCGAUACCAAGGCUGUGCUCGCAGCUGCGCAUACUGACGCAUUUCUACCAGGGCAUCGUGCAGCAGUUCCUGGUGUUGCUGACGACCAGCCCCGAUGAGAGCCUGCGCUUCCUGAGCUUCAGGCUGGAUUUCAACGAGCAUUACCGCGCCCGGGAGCCGCGGCUCCGCGUGUCGCUGGGCGCCAGGGGCCGGCGCAGCUCCCACACGUGAGGCCCCGGCCCUGCCUCAGGGCGGCAGGUACCGCUGCAGGCGUCGUCACGGAAACGCUCACAUCGCAUCCUCGGGGACCGCCUGCUGCCCUCGAUCCUGGCAACCUCGACAGCCCGGCGUCGGGCCGGCGGCAGAGUCGUGCUUUCCUACGUUGGAGUUGAAUAUAUUUGUAAUAUCACUACGUUAAAGAGGCUGGCUUGCACUAUUCAAAUUUAUUUUUCAAAGUCUUCAUAUUUAAAAGAUACCACACUUUGUUGAGGCUUUUAAGCUCUCCGUGAUAUAAUUCAUAUUUGUCACUUUUUGAAAAAAACCACAGUUUCUUUUAGAGAAAAUUAGGGUGAUGGAUAUUCAUCAGUUAGGAUGGUAACAUCGUUGCUGUUUCCUUGGCAUCCUCUUCAGAGGCAAUUUUUGUUAAUGUCAUCAAAUUACAUUGAAACCAAAUGUCCCUACUAAAGAAAUAUAGAGAGCAUUUUAUUUUGGUUUUUAGUGUUGUAAAAUAUUAACCUCUGUAAGGACCUUUCUAUCAGUGCAUUUACACGUGUUCUUUUUUUCUCUUCCUUCAAAGUUUACAUUUUUAUAUUUAAUUUACUCUCAGAUAACUUGGAAAAUAGUGUAGAAAAGGAGCAGGAGUGAUGUAGACAAAACAUCCUUAAGCCUAGAUUUCUUGAACCAUCAGCUGAAUCAACAUGUAAAUAUGGAUGACUAAGAAAGGUAAUGAAGUAUUUUAUUUUCAAGAUUCUGAGAAGCAUUGGAAAGAAAUUGUCUUGAACAAUGAAGAUUUCCUUUUUCCUUGCCUAUUUUUUCAUUGUAAAUAUUUAUAUACUACUGCCCAGAUGCUGGGGGGACAUUUUUUGUAAAAAUGUCAUAUCGAGUCGCAUAAAUCUGCCUUUAUCAUGUUGCGUAAGUGAAAACUUAGAAAAUUAAAAGCGAUUAUCUUUCCGA
Messenger RNA from Lagenorhynchus albirostris (white-beaked dolphin), 3839 nucleotides. It is a transcript of the gene TUBGCP3, whose product is annotated as tubulin gamma complex component 3. Bases 174 to 2897 code for a protein of 907 amino acids. NCBI's taxonomy places the organism in Eukaryota, Metazoa, Chordata, Mammalia, Artiodactyla, Delphinidae. The transcript is spliced from 22 exons. Gene Ontology annotation, molecular function: gamma-tubulin binding; microtubule minus-end binding. Gene Ontology annotation, cellular component: gamma-tubulin small complex; spindle pole; centrosome. The record is from RefSeq and is a predicted model, not a curated record. Gene Ontology annotation, biological process: meiotic cell cycle; spindle assembly; mitotic cell cycle.